UUAGAUUAAGAUUUAGAAUCUAGUGUAAAGUCAGUAGAUCUAGAUCUUCUUAUCUUAUCUUAUAUAAUACAGUCUAGAUCUAGUCAAUGUAUUAUUAAAGCUAGAUCUAGAUCUAGAUUUCUUUAGAUAGAUUGAUAAAUCUAAUCCAGAUCUGACUAGAUUCUAUUAAAAAGUUAAAAACUGAUCUUUUUUCUUACUGUUUAGACUGUACCACAGUACCCCACAGUCUGCCACAGGUAAAGAUAAUCAUAAUACUAAUACAAAUCAACAAAUGGCGACCUUGAAGAAAAGCUUAUCACUGCUACUAAGGCAAACGAAGCCAUACAUUUUACAGAAACAUACACAUUUAUCAAUGACAUCUGCUGUUUCUGCUGCUUACUGGAAUAAAGAUUGGAAACCCAGUCCACUACCACGUACCCCUGAAGAACGAGCAGCUGCGGCAAAAAAAUAUGGCUUACGACCUGAAGAUUACAAUAUACUGAUGGAUGAAUCACUUGGGGACUAUCCUUAUCUUCCAGCAACAUCUCAUAGUUGGAGAGAUCCUUUUGAAGAUUAUGAUCAUCCAGGUGAUAAACGUCACUAUGGAGAAACAUUUCCUCCAGAUUAUGAGCUGAUAGCUGAUGACCUACGUGACCCCAAAGCUUUUGGAAGAUACACCUAUGGACAGAUUGUUGCAGGAUAUUUCUUGAUAUUUGCUGGCUUUUUACUAGCUUGGAACAUAUUGAAACCUUAUCCUUACUUUCUGCCAAGGAUGCCCAAGCAAUAUCCUUUUAAUGAUUUGUAUUUGGAAAAGGGAGGUGACCCUGCUGCCGAGCCAGUAAUAAAGCAUUACACAUUUGAACCAGCCACACAAGAAUAAUGUUAUUGUCAUGUUAAAUAUAUAAAAGACAGUGCUGAAAAGGCUUUGUAAAAUAAUUAACACAAGAUGUGUGGAUGUUAUAGUUUGUAUUUUUGUUCUUUUGACUUUGGGAUAAACAAAGUUUUAAAAAAUAGGUGUGUUUAUUGUCUGGUAUAAUGAGGUUAUAAUUAGGUUGUCAGAAUACACCUUGUAUAUUACAAUUAAGUUGUCAGAAUGCACUUUAUACAUUCAUUAUCAUGAUUUUGCAAGCAAUAGAAAGAAUAGUGUUCUUUUAUUAUUGGCCCUGUUAAAUUAAUUUGUUUGCAAAAUAAAUAAAAUGGGGCAAAUUUUUUUUUUUACAGUGAACAAUGUUUAUUUACUUAUUAGAUUCUUGGUUAAUCAAGAUCUAUUUAAGACAGAAUUAUGAAAUAAAAAUUGUUAAAUUACUAGACAUAAAAGUGAA
Messenger RNA from Biomphalaria glabrata, 1301 nucleotides. RefSeq names its product NADH dehydrogenase [ubiquinone] 1 beta subcomplex subunit 8, mitochondrial-like. The coding region runs from base 272 to 859 and encodes 195 amino acids. The record is from RefSeq and is a predicted model, not a curated record. Gene Ontology annotation, cellular component: mitochondrion. NCBI's taxonomy places the organism in Eukaryota, Metazoa, Mollusca, Gastropoda, Planorbidae. The transcript has 5 exons.